AUGACACCACCUGGACGUCUCUACCUCCCCCUCCUUCUGGGGCUGCUGCUGGCCCCGCCGCCGCCUGGGGCCCAGGGGCUCCCUGGGGCGGAGUUCCCGCCCUCAGCUGCCCGGAAUGCCCAGCAGCGCCUUCAGAAACAUUUCGGCCACAGCACCCUCAAACCUGCUGCGCACCUCGUUGGAGACCCCAGCACGCAGGACUCGCUGCGCUGGAGAGCGAACACGGAUCGGGCCUUCCUCCGCCACGGCUUCUCCCUGAGCAACAAUUCCCUGCUGGUGCCCAGCAGUGGGCUCUACUUCGUGUACUCGCAGGUGGUUUUCUCUGGGGAAGGCUGCUCCCCCAAGGCCGUGCCCAUGCCUCUCUACCUGGCUCACGAGGUCCAGCUCUUCUCCUCCCAGUACUCCUUCCAUGUGCCUCUCCUCAGCGCCCAGAAGUCCGUGUGCCCAGGACCGCAGGGACCCUGGGUGCGCUCUGUGUACCAGGGGGCCGUGUUCCUGCUCACCCAGGGAGACCAGCUGUCCACCCACACAGAUGGCAUCGCCCACCUGCUCCUCAGCCCCAGUAGUGUCUUCUUUGGAGCCUUUGCUCUGUAG
This is a messenger RNA of Lepus europaeus (European hare), 594 nucleotides long. It is a transcript of the gene LTA, whose product is annotated as lymphotoxin alpha. Gene Ontology annotation, molecular function: tumor necrosis factor receptor binding. Gene Ontology annotation, biological process: immune response. Lineage: Eukaryota; Metazoa; Chordata; Mammalia; Lagomorpha; Leporidae. The record is from RefSeq and is a predicted model, not a curated record. The transcript is spliced from 3 exons. Bases 1 to 594 code for a protein of 197 amino acids. Gene Ontology annotation, cellular component: membrane.